UGGGCCGGGUUUGGUGAAGUGUCCAUGUCGUCUGUAUGGAUGGGUGCUGCGAUGGCGAGGUUCAUGUUGGUGACCCCGAGGCAAAGAAGCCACUGGAUAGAGGAUGCGAUCUGGAGAGAAGUGACCUGUUAGUUAGUAAGGGGGCGUCGUCAAAUCCAGGCCUCCGUAGGCGUCUACCUUCAUGGCUAGGCCUCGAAGGUGGAAGAGUACUGUAGCAAUGUCGGGCUACCGUGGAAUGGAGUUCGAGUUUUCCGUCUCGAAGGUGGAAUACAAUGAUCGUUUGGCUCAAACAGGACGAAGGACUAGGAUGGAUGAUCGAAAAGAGAGGUAUAUAUGGACAUGUCAUUCAAUCCCGAAGCCGCGUCAAACUCGAGUUCGAUACUUGAACUUGCUCGGAGUUUACGCUCGACCGAGCCUCCAUGGACUUCAAGACGGGACCACACCAUCACACAUGCAUCAUGAGGUUCUCAAGAAUCGCAACCUAACGACAAACGACAAUCCAUGCAUCUUCAGACAUUGACUUGCUGCCACAUCGGUUGCCAUGACGGUUUCCUGAUUGGCAAUGCCAUAUAGAGAUAUAUGAUGUUUGUC
Messenger RNA from Canariomyces notabilis, 591 nucleotides. RefSeq lists its product as uncharacterized. The record is from RefSeq and is a predicted model, not a curated record. The transcript has a single exon. Lineage: Eukaryota; Fungi; Ascomycota; Sordariomycetes; Sordariales; Chaetomiaceae. The coding region runs from base 218 to 520 and encodes 100 amino acids.